Molecule: messenger RNA, 921 nt
Organism: Magallana angulata
Lineage: Eukaryota; Metazoa; Mollusca; Bivalvia; Ostreida; Ostreidae
Product: universal stress protein YxiE-like
Exons: 4
Coding region: 98-529 (143 amino acids)
Source: RefSeq, a predicted model, not a curated record
AAAGUUAAAACUUCCACUGUGGAAUUUUUCCCACACUCCAGUGAACCCGUAAAGCUGAAUAGACGCAAGUUGUUUUUCCACUCGGAUCCCAGCAGAAAUGGCUACUGUCAUCAUAGCGAUUGACGAGAGUAAAUUUGCAGAAAAUGCCUUCAAAUGUUACGUGGACAACCUGCACAAGCCUGACCACCGCGUGAUCCUGCUGCACGUGAUGGAGAAUCUGAUUAAUGUCAAGGACAUGAGUCCGGGGCGUAUUAUUGAGCUCCAACGAGAGGCCCAGCAGAAAGCAGCGACCCUGAAGGAGAAGUUUAGUGCACUGGCCGCCAGCUCAGGGAUUCAGGCUGAAGUGAGAAUAGAGAAAGCAGAGAAGCCAUCACACGGCAUCGUGGAUAUAGCUAACAAGGAGAACGCAAGAUUCAUUGUGACCGGAAGUAGAGGAAUGGGUGUAAUAAGAAGAACCAUUCUCGGUAGUGUCAGCGAUUUCAUUCUCCAUCACGCCAAUUGCCCUGUGUUCGUGUACAAGAUGCAGUGAAACGCACAACUGACGCCGACAAUCCAUAAAAAACUAUAUUACAUAAAAAAGUAUUACUCGAGGGAUGUUGUGAAAAAAUGACUUAGAUGAUAUAUUCAUGUUAUACUUUGCUCAAUGGUUUCAAUCUGAACACUCUCUGUAUUUCUCAUUAUAUGUGAUGCGUUUAAGAAAACACAAGAGUGUUUACAAUUGGACCUGGCUCUCUUGUAUAUUAGAAUAGAAAUUAUUUGUUUUAUAUAAUAAUAGUAGAUCAUAAUACUCAGCUAAUAUUACUUUUUCCAUUUUAUUUUAUUUUUCUUAUUUACAUUUUUGUUUUAAGAAAUUGUGCCCUUGGUAUGCAUUUUACAUGUUAACACUUUUCUACGGAAAUAUAUUUUUAUGCAAUUGAAUUU